Messenger RNA from Caenorhabditis sp. 36 PRJEB53466, 2225 nucleotides. The record is from the annotation of a GenBank genome assembly. NCBI's taxonomy places the organism in Eukaryota, Metazoa, Nematoda, Chromadorea, Rhabditida, Rhabditidae.
AUGGAUUCCGAAGAGAAACCAAGUAAAACGGUUUGUCUAAUUAAAAAAGCAUCGUUUUUCAAAAACUUUUUUAAAAAACCCUAAAAAUUUAGAAAACCAAAUCGAUAGCGGCACUGAAAGAAGCGUCGACGCAAUCGAGUGACACGGACUCGUCGACGGCUCGCAAAAAAUUGUCGAAAGAGGAAGAAAAAGAGAAAGGGCCGACGAAGGCGGUUCUGACGGCGGAGCCCAUCCUUCAGAACUCCUACAAGAAGUCGGCGUCGUUUUCGAAGCGGCGGGAAAAGCGAAAAAAGUCGAAUUCGAAGGAGAAGGCGACGGGAAAAGUGUCGAAAGAAGCGGACGACGACGAUAAGGUUCCGACGGCGAACUCGGCGAAAUCCGAGGAAAAGGCAGCGCAGAAGAAGAAGGGCGAGCAGGGAAAAGCGAAAAAACAGAAGAGUCCGCCGACGGGGAGUCCGCACGCGCAGAAAGAAGGGCUUCAGGAGGUCGGAACUCAAAAUUCGAUGACGCCGACGCCCGAUGUGAAGAAGAGCGGCGAGAAGAGUGAUCAACUGGGACCGUCGGAAAUGCCGGAGAAGAAAAAGAAGAAAAAGACGAAAAGACAGCUGAAACGCGAGACCAACCACAUUUAUCACGUCCGGCCGGGCGUCAACAAGACGAUCGAACAAAACCGACGCAACAGUUUCGAGAAGGAAAUACGGCAGUGUGAGUGACGCGGUGUCGAGCCCGACAGCGGCGACUAAAAUUUAAAUAGCCGCCGAAAUAAAACAAAGCAUUUGCGAACGCAUUUCUCAGUAAAAAAAUCAAUUUUCAAAGCAAAUCUUACACUAUCUUGAAGCGUUCCGUCGUUUGCACGUCUUUUGAGCUCUUGACGAGCGAUUUUCAUCUGUAAAAUCGGACAAAUUUCGCUUUUUAUCGAAAAACGCGUUUAUCGAUAAACGUUUUUCGAUAAAAUGACUUACCGAAUUUUCAAUAAUGUCAAUUUCAUGCCCCGAGUGCGGCUUGAUGAUUCGAAUCGCGUUAUCCACAUGGCUUACACCGAAAGCAGCGGGGCACUUGACACGAGUUUCUCUGAAGUUUAUCGAAUAGUUUAUCGGUAAAAUUUCCAAAAAUACCGUUGAACACAAUAGAAAAGUGUUUCGUUCAAAGUCGGCGAUUCUUUUUUCGGCUUCAUCAACCAUCCGUCGAGAACGACGGCUUCUUUAGCCGGUCCACGUGGCAUCUUUUUUCAAUUUCUGAAAAAAAAUUGUGAAAUUUUGCUACUGCAAAGAUCGAUAAAUAACCAAAAUGCGUUUAAAAGGCGAGACAAGGUGAAGAAAUGCAAACGCGCUCCACCGAACACGAGUUCUAUUCUGUCUAUAGUUCUAUUGUGUCGCAAUUCUAUUGUGUACGAAGCAAACACAACGAUUAUGCGAUGAAAAAGUGGGAGAUCUUGUAGUUUUGUGGGACUUUUCAAUCGUAAAUAAUGAAUUUUAUAGAGAAGGUUAACAAAAAAAGAAGAACAAAGAGAUUUUUAGUCGAAACUGGUGAAUUCACGUAUCUGACGGACCCGACGCGCUACCGUUUCCGUUCAACGCCGCCGUUGGAGCUGAUCAUUCAGUACGUGUUCCCGUCGCUCCUUCUCCUAACACUUCUCCUGGCCACAGUCACCACCAACCGCUUUCUCGGCACCGAAUACAAUCCAGAAGUGGGUCUAAUCGGGUUACUAAUUAUACAGCGAUGUCAGUUUUUUACAUCACGGACAGGGAGGCACAUUUCCUUUAUCCACUCGCAUUUUCAGAUGGUCUUCAACGAGCUGAACACAAUGACACUUUCCAAAUAUGACACCUAUCUGAUUGUCGAUUCUAUGUGGGUCGAAAUGCGCUCUGGCGAACUUUUUUCUAUCACUUUAGAGACGAUUACUUGCAAGACGAGAACGAGCUUCUCGAGGCCAAUUGUCCUGGAUGUAGGUCAAAGUACAGUAGCCGCAAAACAUGUCUUGAUUGUUACAGUAGUCCAAGCGCCGUACAAACCCCUGGAAGAGCAUGAAAUUGAAUUUUUGAACUUUCGAAAGAAAGUGGUAAAGAAGGCGGUCAAAGCGGUCACUUAUCGAUGGGUAUUAGGCGAUUUUUUAAGAGAAAAAAAAAACAAAAUAUUGAUUUCAGAUGUAUCCGGUUGACGCGAUUAUGAACAUGAAUUUCGAGUGUCCGCCCAGCAUUUUGGUCGAAUUGGAGAAGGGAAACUAA